Molecule: messenger RNA, 330 nt
Organism: Ostertagia ostertagi
Lineage: Eukaryota; Metazoa; Nematoda; Chromadorea; Rhabditida; Trichostrongylidae
Source: the annotation of a GenBank genome assembly
AUGAACCCUUUCUUACCUCUCUCCUCUUUAUUCGAUGAGCCUGUUCGUAUUCAGGUAGUCAAAGUCGAUGUUAAAGAUGGAACCUCCAAAGUGUGGUACAAAGACGCCGAGGACCACUUAUGUGCUGAGCCCAUUCUAGUGAACAAGCCUGAUUAUUCGAAAGAAGAUGAAGGAGUGUUGAUUGUGCCGGUCGUCACGUGUCGGGAAGGUGACAGGCCAUAUGUGGUCGUGCUAGAUGCUGAAACUAUGGAGGAGCAGGCUCGCUAUGUGGUUCCACAAUCACGGAUUCCACUAGGCUUCCAUGCGCAUUACACACAACGGUCGAACUGA